Molecule: messenger RNA, 1907 nt
Organism: Anopheles cruzii
Lineage: Eukaryota; Metazoa; Arthropoda; Insecta; Diptera; Culicidae
Product: mitogen-activated protein kinase kinase kinase 7-like
Exons: 8
Coding region: 1-1881 (626 amino acids)
Biological process (GO): protein phosphorylation; JNK cascade; positive regulation of canonical NF-kappaB signal transduction
Molecular function (GO): ATP binding; MAP kinase kinase kinase activity; magnesium ion binding
Source: RefSeq, a predicted model, not a curated record
AUGUCAUCGAGGGGGGAGAUGAACAGAAUGAAUAGCGUUCUGCCGCCGUUUGUAGAAACGAUUGACAUCAACCAAAUUGAGCAGAUUGCCACCGUGGGGAAAGGUUCGUUCGGUACGGUGAUCAAAGCGAAGUGGAGAUCACCGUACGGCGACAAGUUCGUCGCCGUCAAGUACAUCGAGGACAUCUCGGAACAGCAUGCGUUCAUCACGGAGGUGAGCCACCUUUCGCGCGUGGCCCACCCGAACAUCAUCGAGCUGUACGGUGCGUGCACGGAGAAGCCCCACGUCUGUCUCGUGAUGGAGUACGCCGAAGGAGGCUCACUGCACAAGGUGCUCCACAGCCGCCCGCGGCCGGUCUACACAGCAGCACACGCCAUGAGCUGGGCGCGCCAGUGUGCGGAGGGCGUGGCUUAUCUGCACGAUAUGACACCGAAACCAAUGAUUCACCGAGAUUUGAAGCCUCCGAAUCUGCUGCUGGUCAACAAUGGGACGGUGCUAAAAAUUUGCGACUUCGGCACGGUCACGGACAAAUCGACGCUGAUGACGAACAACAAGGGCAGUGCCGCCUGGAUGGCGCCGGAAGUGUUCGAAGGGUCGUCCUACACGGAAAAGUGUGACGUCUUCAGCUGGGGCAUCAUCCUGUGGGAGGUGAUAGCACGGGAGCAACCGUUCAAGCACAUCGAUACCUCGUUCGCGAUCAUGUGGCGCGUCCAUCAGGGCAGCCGGCCACCGCUGAUCGAGGGCUGCCCGAAACCGAUCGAGCAGCUGAUGGUACGGUGCUGGAGCCAAAACCCGAACCAGCGGCCAUCGAUGAAGGAGGUCGUGAGUGUUAUGAACGGGCUCUGCAAGAUGUUUCUCGGUGAAAAUGAACCGAUCGGGGAAGAAAUUCUGUCGGAUGAUGAGGAGGAGUCGUACAGGAUGGAUUAUCACAUCGACAGCAACCUGUCCGAGGGUACAAACUAUGGCACGGACUCGAACAACAGUAGUCGCGAAACGAUCACCAACAGGAAUUCAAUAAUCCAGCGAAUAUCCGCACCACCCGCCAAGGGUAGUCCUCGGAUGCCGGCGGUAGUGCUACCACCCAUCUCGGUCGAUGUUAUUCCGUACGAUGUGCCCAUGGAACUGGAAAACUCUAGGCUGUCCUCAGCCAACAGCCAAGGAGUCGAAGGAUUAACCGUUACGAAAUGCACCAACGGGCCACUGGACACCGUGAGCAGUAUCAACCGGUCGAUAAAUUACGCCAGCAGUUCGGUGUCCGGUGCCGACAUACCGAGCGGGGCCGGACACAGGCCAGUUCCGUCCGCGUUGCUUCAACAGACUACACCGGGCAUGGAAGCCGGCGAGCAUCCCAGCACCAAGGACGACGCUGGGGAGGACGAGGACGAUGGACGGGGACCCACGAAUAUGCCAAAUCGAGAACCGAACGAGAAAGCCCUUGACGAUACGCUGUACAGUAUUCUAGACCAGAACCUACGACCGCUAACGCCGGUGCCAAACAAUCCGCUCUCGGAGCAGAUACACAACGAGCACAAAGUGUUGGUUCAAAAGUAUUUCGAGUUUGAAACACAAAUCGUGACCAGCAUGGCGCAGCGAGAAAUGCUGCAAAGUAACAUGCAUCCGGAGGAGUUGCAGUUGAAAAAAGCGUACAUAAAGCGCCUCGAGGAACGGGAGGCGCUGCUUAAGUUUAAGGCGAACCUACAGAAGCAGCUGAAUGAAAAAAAUCGACAACAGCAGGCGAGGCAGAGCCAGCAGCAGCAGCCGCAGCAGCAUCAUCAUCAUCAUCCGCCGGCACCGCCACCUUUGCACCGGCAGGAGUCAGAUUCGGAAUGGGUGAUCAUACAGUCGCCCGAUUCCAGACCAAAGACAGAAAGCCAUCAUUGAUUCAGCCUCUAGUAGUAAGGACGAAU